Molecule: messenger RNA, 1229 nt
Organism: Trematomus bernacchii (emerald rockcod)
Lineage: Eukaryota; Metazoa; Chordata; Actinopteri; Perciformes; Nototheniidae
Product: myelin-oligodendrocyte glycoprotein-like
Exons: 5
Coding region: 1-642 (213 amino acids)
Source: RefSeq, a predicted model, not a curated record
AUGGUAUCACUUGCUCUGCUGAGGUGGAGGGGACAGGAGCGCUUGAUGCUGCUGCAGGGCUCUGCUGAGGUGCACUGCCUCUUGCAUGUCUUCCCUCAGCCCGUCGAGGCCGUGGAGGGAGGAUCAGCGACUCUUCAGUGUCGUCUGGACCCCCCCAUCGACCUGUCCUUUUACACAGUGGAUUGGAAUAGAGGGCUCACCCGCCAAGUUCAUGUUUAUCGAAGUCGGCGCGACGACCCUGAUUCCCAGAUGCUUGAGUACAGAGACAGAACCACUCUGAAUCAUGGAGACCUGACCAGAGGAGUCCUGACUCUGACCAUCUCCAACGUAUCUCUGUCUAACAAUGGACCUUAUGAAGUCUACCUCCCACAGCUGGGGGUCAGAUGUUCGACUCACCUCACCGUCGUAACAAAGGAGCAAGAGAACCAGACCAAGAGGAACGACUCCAGCACAACCUCACCUCCAGCUGGAGAGAGAAAUGAUGCUUCAAACAGAGAGGCUGGUCGUGCUGCUAUCAUUCUCACAGUUCUCCUGAUUCUCUGCGUUCUCGUUGUUCUGCUGGUUCUGAAGAGAGGGAAGAUCCAGGGAUGGAUGGAGACGCUCAGAGGAGGGAAGGACAGACAAACAGACGGUGGGGAAUGAAUGCGAAAAUAAAAAUCUGAACACGGACGCAGAAACUGGAGACCUGUAGAGAAACGGGUCAGAAACCUCUGUCUGAUAGUUACCCGCUGCUAAAUGUUCCAUUUUCCUGCUGAAAAACUAACCAGAUAGAUAUUAUAUCCUCUCUGCUGGCAGAGGUACAAAUAUACAGGAUUAAAAACAAUGGGACCAAUAAAAGGGUCAUUCCAGAAAUGCAGGACAUUUUCGGUCCCACAUUACCUUUAGUCAAAUGUAAUGUUUACGUGUAAUUUAGCAUAAUCUAUCUGCUUUAAAUGCAUUUUAUUUUCCCAGAUUAUGAAUUGCCUUUUUUUCUUGCCACCAGGGAGCCUAAGCAUGUUCAGUUUGCAACAACUAACAAUAUAUCUGAACAGUUACCUCAAAAUGAACAAAACGUUUAAGUUAUAUUUAGAUCAAGAGUUUAAUAGACAUUUAAAAAUUGAUUUCAAAGUUCUAGCGCACCACUGAGCGCUGAUUAAAAGGAACAAAUAACACAUCCAAUAAGAAGUGAACCUUGAUGCCUGAGCUGCCAGAAGUGAAAAUAAAUUGAUGAGUAACUUCCUGACAAUCUG